This is a messenger RNA of Juglans microcarpa x Juglans regia, 2213 nucleotides long. RefSeq names its product glutathione reductase, chloroplastic-like. The record is from RefSeq and is a predicted model, not a curated record. The transcript is spliced from 11 exons. NCBI's taxonomy places the organism in Eukaryota, Viridiplantae, Streptophyta, Magnoliopsida, Fagales, Juglandaceae. Gene Ontology annotation, biological process: cellular response to oxidative stress; glutathione metabolic process; cell redox homeostasis. Bases 47 to 1765 code for a protein of 572 amino acids. Gene Ontology annotation, cellular component: mitochondrion; cytosol. Gene Ontology annotation, molecular function: NADP binding; flavin adenine dinucleotide binding; glutathione-disulfide reductase (NADPH) activity.
AAAUCAAAGCAAAGAUAGAAAGAACGAAGCAAUCAAAAAGAAGCCAAUGGCAACCUCUCUCACAUUCACAACUCCAAAGCUCACAAACUCCUUUUCAUCGCCAUCCCUCCGAACCCUUUACAGUAAGCUCUCGAUACCACUUUCCCUCUCUCUCACUCUCUCUUCUUCUUCUUUUUCUUAUUCUUCUCACUUCCUCUCCGACCCCAGAACCCUCACUUGCCUUCCUCUCCAUCGCCGCCGGCCCCUCUCUCUCUACCGCGACCGCCGCCGUGGCUUUGCUUCUGCUCGUGCGGAUUCCGAGAAUGGCGCUGAGACGGCACGACACUAUGAGUUCGAUCUCUUCACCAUCGGUGCCGGCAGCGGCGGUGUCCGUGCCUCCCGCUACGCCGCCAAUUCCGGGGCCUCUGUCGCUAUCUGUGAGCUCCCUUUCUCCACCAUUUCUUCCGAAACCACUGGAGGUGUCGGCGGGACGUGCGUACUUCGUGGAUGUGUGCCAAAGAAACUACUAGUGUAUGCAUCAAAAUUUUCUCAUGAAUUUGAAGAGAGUCAUGGUUUUGGAUGGAAAUAUGAGGCUGAACCAAAACAUGAUUGGAACACCUUGAUGGCUAAUAAGAAUGCUGAGUUGCAACGGCUUACUGGUAUUUACAAGAACAUUCUGAAAAAUGCUGGUGUUACAUUAAUUGAAGGUCGUGGAAAGAUUAUGGACCCACACACAGUUGAUGUGGAUGGGAAGCUGUAUUCAGCUAGACACAUACUAGUUUCAGUAGGUGGCCGCCCCUUCAUCCCUGAAAUUCCCGGAAGUGAAUAUGCAAUAGAUUCAGAUGCUGCGCUUGAUCUGCCCUCAAAGCCUACGAAAAUAGCAAUUGUUGGUGGUGGGUACAUUGCCCUGGAGUUUGCUGGCAUCUUCAAUGGCUUAACAUCUAGUGUCCAUGUAUUCAUACGGCAGAAAAAAGUUUUGAGGGGUUUUGAUGAAGAGAUCAGAGAUUUUGUUGAAGAACAAAUGUCUUUAAGAGGAAUUGAGUUCCACACCGAGGAGUCACCCCAAGCAAUCAUUAAAUCUGCUGAUGGGUCGUUAUCUCUGAAGACGAAUAAAGGAACAGUUGAAGGUUUUUCACAUGUAAUGUUUGCAACAGGACGUCGGCCAAAUACAAAGAACUUGGGAUUGGAGACAGUUGGGGUGAAAAUGACCGAGAAUGGAGCAAUAGAGGUUGAUGAAUACUCCCGCACAUCAGUUCCUUCCAUUUGGGCAGUUGGAGAUGUUACAGAUAGAUUGAAUCUCACACCGGUUGCUUUGAUGGAGGGAAUGGCAUUAACAAAAACUUUGUUUCAGAAUGAGCCAACAAAACCUGAUUAUAGAGAUGUGCCUUCUGCUGUGUUUUCCCAGCCACCAAUUGGACAAGUCGGCCUUACUGAAGAACAGGCUAUACAAGAAUAUGGUGACGUUGAUAUAUUCACAGCAAAUUUCAGGCCCUUAAAGGCUACUCUCUCGGGGCUCCCGGACAGGAUCUUCAUGAAACUUGUAGUCUGUGCAAAAACAAACAAAGUUCUGGGGUUGCACAUGUGUGGAGACGAUUCACCAGAAAUUGUGCAGGGAUUUGCGGUUGCCGUGAAAGCUGGCUUGACCAAGGCAGACUUUGAUGCCACAGUUGGUAUUCACCCAACCGCAGCUGAGGAGCUUGUCACGAUGAGAACUCCUACAAGGAAGAUCCGGAAGACAUCUGAGGGAAAGACAGAUCGUGAGGCCAAAGCUGCAGCAGGCGUCUAGCAAUAGUGUAGAUCAACUUCUGCUCAGAGCACCUGGUCUUUUUAAGGUUGUCAUCUGGGAGCUUGCAGGCGAAGUUUUUACUGCGGAAUAGUAGAUGGAUUGUUGGAGAACUUAGAAGCUGACUCAAUAUAGGACCAUCAAGAAACUCGAGUGAAACCUCUCAGUUUUCUACAGUGAUAAUUCUAUAAUUCUGUCCUAAAAGUUUUGCAUUUCUCUGCUUGGCGAUGGGUGGCACUGCAAAUUUGGGAUUACGGAUUCAACAUUUUUCUUCUUUCCCGCUACAUCGAGGAACACAUGUUUCUUCCUUUUCUUUUUCUCUUUCUGGAUCCGACCGACCUCUUUGUACAUUAGAAAUGGAAAGCAUGUCAGUCAAUGAUGUGUUAUUUUGUAAGUCAUGGUUUUAACUGUUUUGUUAAAUAUGUUUAAAUAAAUAUUUAUGUUUCAAUUA